Culex quinquefasciatus (southern house mosquito) is the source of this 1666-nucleotide messenger RNA. RefSeq names its product venom serine protease Bi-VSP. Gene Ontology annotation, molecular function: serine-type endopeptidase activity. The transcript has 6 exons. Gene Ontology annotation, biological process: proteolysis. Bases 127 to 1596 code for a protein of 489 amino acids. The record is from RefSeq and is a predicted model, not a curated record. NCBI's taxonomy places the organism in Eukaryota, Metazoa, Arthropoda, Insecta, Diptera, Culicidae.
CUUAGUCUCGUCGCGACACUCGAUCGGGUUAGAACGAAGAUCUUAACGGUCGUAUUGAUAGUUGUGUGCAGUGAUUUUUUUAAGGAAGUGUAUUAAGCCAAGCAUCGGCUACUGCUCUAAUCAGUCAUGUGGAUCCUUAAAUUUGUGAUAUUUGCUGCACUGAUCGUGCACAGUGUGCAUCCCCAAGCCCAGUCCUGCUACACGCCCAACGGCACCAUCGGGGUGUGUCAAUCCCUGCAAAACUGCCCCUCGCUGGUCCGACUGUACCAGAAUGAUCGUUCCCGCCAGACGGUCAACUUUCUAGUUGCGUCCCAGCGAAGCUGCGGAAACCGCGUGUUCGCUGGAUAUCCGGUACUCUGCUGCACCGACGGAGUCCAGUAUGAUCCGCUUCCGAGCUCGAGUUCGCCGUUUAUUGAGGUGCCAACCACAACGUCAACAACGACGACAACCACCACCACGACAACUCCUCGGCCGGUGACGACAGUGGCACCGGUCACGGCAGGUCCACGCCAGGCAGAUUGUAUCGGUCCGGACAGCAGGGAAGGGUACUGCAUUAGUUUGCGAAGCUGUCCGUCCCUGCUGGGUGAGUUCCUCCAGCGCCAGAAAGAUCCCCAGUACGUUCGGUUCAUCCAGCAGUCGAACGCCAUCUGUAACUACAUUCAGCCGAAUGUGUGCUGUCCGCUGGAUGUGCAGGCACCUCCGGCUACCCCUCCGCCGACGGUUGCGCCACCACCGGCACCAGCCACCGAGGGACCGUCUCUGUCGAAAAACGCCGAUAUCGUCUCGCUGCCGACGCCGGCCGAGGGGUGUGGCUUCAGCAAGGUCGAGCACAAUCGCGUCGUCGGGGGUGUUCCUGCCGCGCUGCACGGAUGGCCUUGGAUGGCCCUGAUUGGGUACAAGAACACGCUGGGCGAAGUUUCGUUCAAGUGCGGAGGAUCGCUCAUUACCAAGCGACACAUUUUGACGGCAGCCCACUGCAUUCGCAAAGAUCUCUCCUCGGUGCGAUUGGGCGAACACGACACCUCGACUGAUACGGAGACUCAGCACAUCGAUAUCCCCGUGGUGAAGAUUGAAACUCACCCUCAGUAUGACAAGAAGGAUGGACACUCCGACAUGGCCAUUCUUUAUCUCGGGGAAGACGUUGCUUUCAAUGAUGCCGUUCGUCCAAUUUGCCUUCCACUAAGCGACCCCAUCCGGACGCGAAACUUCAUCGGUUACACGCCGUUCGUUGCGGGCUGGGGCCGCACCCAGGAGGGUGGCAAAUCGGCCAACGUGCUGCAGGAGCUCCAGAUCCCAAUCAUCUCAAACGACGAUUGUCGCGGACUCUACGCCAAGAUCGGAAAGUCCUUUUCGGCGAAACAGUUUGAUGAUGCCGUUAUGUGCGCAGGCGUACUGGAGGGCGGCAAGGACUCUUGCCAGGGCGAUAGCGGAGGUCCGUUGAUGCUGCCGCAGCGCGAUGGAACCGAGUUCUACUACUACCAGGUCGGAGUGGUGUCGUACGGAAUUGGAUGUGCUCGCGCCGAGGUGCCCGGUGUUUAUACUAGGGUGUCGCAGUUUGUCGAGUGGGUCAAGGAGAAAGUCAGCGAACCGGUGUAAGGAGUGGGGAUUUCGAAAUUUACUCAUGCGUUUUUUGUUAAUAAAACACUGUUUUGUACAACUUUCUUAA